GAAAACGAUAUAGGUAUGUGUCUACAACAGUUGUUGGAAGUUUUCACAUAUAACCAAAAUGUAUGUGCUUUUUAUGUUUUAAUUAGAACAAGAAAAGUGGAGUGACAUAUUGAGUUAUCAUACAAACAUCUGUUUAUACUUAUUAAAGCACAGAGUCUACAACUUCUGGUGGACAAUGCAAGUGUCCUUGAGAACACCUCGGUAACACUGACAUGCAUUUUACCCAGUAAACCCACGCAAUUGUCUUGGUGGCGAAACGGUAGCUCAUCUGGAAUGUGGACAUGGAUGGAUGACGAAACCUGUCAUUCAUCGCCAACGCCACUGCCCGGGCUCAGCUUCUCUUGCAUAAAUAACACAGUCUACACGUUGACUCUAAACCACGUACACAGGAGCCAAGAUGGAGAGACGUGGAACUGUGCGGUCAAUUAUAUUGGAACAACUAUGACGCCAAGCAAUAACAUAACACUCAGUAUUUUGGUUCAUAUCAAGAAACUUACUAUUAGCCCGUCAAACGAUAUAUUGUAUCUGAUUUUAAAUCAACCACACAAUAUAUCUUGUACCAGCGACUUUGGAAUACCCAGUCCUUCGAUAUCCUGGUUAAAACAUCUGAGUACAAGCGAUACAACUUAUGACAUAGAUAUGACAGGAUUUUCGUCAGCGAAAACUUUGAAUCACAUUACCAUCAGCACGUUGAAUUUCGUCCCUUCUAAAUCCGAUCACAACAUGGGACUUUCAUGCAAGGGAAAUAACGGAGGAUUAAUAAUCAGCUCAGAGGCAAAGUUGAUUAACGUCCUAGAGGGACCAGCUACUCCGGAAAUUGUGUUUAACGGAUCAACCGUGUCAAGAACGCUCAACAUUACUUCUGGUCAGUCUCUAACACUCAUUUGUAAGAGCAGUAGCAACCCACCUCCUACCUUUUCAUGGCGCCAUCCAAGUGGUUCAGCAACGGGUGCAAUUUUAACAAUAACAAGUAUUCAACCUUACCAUGAUGGAGCCUUCACGUGCACAGCGCAAAACACAUUGCUAUCGUCAACGGGUAAAAUUAUUUCCGAGCAGAGCACAUCAGCAGUUAACGUUGUUGUUUUUGUUCCAAUUACUUGUGUGUCGGUUGUCGGUGAACACGUGGACGUCGUUGUGAUGAAAGAGCACGAAACCAAAUAUUUCACGUGAGAGAUCUCUGCCGGAAAGCCAGUGGCAACUGUUCAGUGGUAUAAGGACAAUGGUACACCAGACAAAAUUACAGAUGACAUACCGUUGUAUCCGUCGAGCUUCAAUACCACGAUUAAUGUGGAUUCAUCCGUUAGAAGCGUCCUUAAUUACAAAGCAGCACGUCAUGACCAUGGUGCGAGCAUAUAUUGCACAGCGACCAAUGUUGGAGCAGUUUUGACAUCUGAGACAAAAAUAAAAUUGAUCAUAUCAUCUUCACCUGAAACUCCCGGUUCGCUAGAAGUUGCAAAGAUUGGCUUGGAUUAUGCAACUGUGUGCUGGCGUUACAAAGACACUAUUAAGCCAAACUUCAUCUUGGAAUCACAACGUUUUUAUUCGAUGUGGAUAAGCCAUCCAAAAUUAGAUAUGAUCGUUUACGUUGACUACAAAAUUUGCACCGUGCUCCGUAUGCUUGAGUCAUCUACCCAAUACAACGUUCGAGUUUAUGCAAUAAACGAUUUGGGAAAAAGUUCAUAUUCUACAAUAGAAUCAUUUACGACACAGAUGCGUUCGACAACUGGGGAGCAAUAAAUAAUACAAAUAAAAUUAGUGAUUAUUUGGAAUAAGUGCAUCAAUUAAAACAGCUACUCAUAUUCACUACUUAAUACUGACAUUGAACAAACGUUAUCGCUGAUAUGUUUUCAGCUCGUGUUCCGCCCACACCAGAAAAGCCUAAUUUAAAAGAUUCAGCCGAUGAACUUGACAAUGGUAUUUUGACGGCCUUGGCAGUCAUACUGUGUAUGCUGCAUAGGAUGUAAUCGACAAACAUACAAGAGUGAGAGUGUGUGUGGAAUAUUACUGUUACUUCUAUAGAUGCCCGUGUGAACUAUUGUAAGAAAAACAAUGGACAACUUGUUGUUAAACUGCAAGGAAUUUUCAAACACCUGUUUAAUGGUUGAAUUUAUUACAAACACCAAUUCUAUGUAUAAUUAAGUAUUCAUGACUGCAGAAUAUUCCUAACACAAUCUAC
Dreissena polymorpha is the source of this 2176-nucleotide messenger RNA. RefSeq names its product hemicentin-1-like. The transcript has 6 exons. The record is from RefSeq and is a predicted model, not a curated record. The coding region runs from base 274 to 1170 and encodes 298 amino acids. Gene Ontology annotation, molecular function: cell adhesion molecule binding. Gene Ontology annotation, biological process: cell-cell adhesion. NCBI's taxonomy places the organism in Eukaryota, Metazoa, Mollusca, Bivalvia, Myida, Dreissenidae. Gene Ontology annotation, cellular component: cell-cell junction.